Paralichthys olivaceus (Japanese flounder) is the source of this 4780-nucleotide messenger RNA. The record is from RefSeq and is a predicted model, not a curated record. Lineage: Eukaryota; Metazoa; Chordata; Actinopteri; Pleuronectiformes; Paralichthyidae.
CAGGACGUCCGUGUUCUCCGAGGAACCAGCGCUCUGCUCGACUGCCGCUUCUACCGGGACCCUCAGCUGCUCAACUACCAGAUCGUCUGGAAGAAAGACGGACAGAAACUACAGGAGACGUCAGAGAGCGACAAGUACACUUUCUUCAAUAAUGGAACGUUGAAAGUGACGGACGUCCAAUCAGAAGACACGGCGCAAUAUUCAUGUGAAGUCAUCACUGACCUGGACAACGUGCAAGCCAACGGCUCCAUCACCGUCGUGGCACCACCCGAUCCCCCCAAAGACCUGUCUCUGUCCGACGUGGAGGACCACAGCAUCACACUCAGCUGGAUCCCGGGACAGUCACACAACAGCCCCAUCAUAGAGUUCAUGGUGCAGUUCCGGGAGGAGCAGCACAAGGAGGAGGGGAAGUGGGAGUGGGUGGAGUGGAAGAGGGUACCGGCAGACUUCAACCACCUGCAGCUGACGCUCUACCCCUACUGCACCUACCGCUUCCGGGUCAUCGCCAUCAACGAGAUCGGCCACAGCCACCCCAGCAAGGCCUCGGAUAAGCACAGCACGUCACCUGCUGUUCCUGCCACUAACCCCGACGGUGUCCGCAGUGACUCCACAGACCCAAAGACUCUGAUCAUCACAUGGAAUGAGAUGGACAAGCAUCUACACAACGGCCAGGACUUCCAGUACAAGGUGUCGUGGCGGGAGGCCGGGGGAAAGAGCGUGCACUGGAACCACAGCUACGUCAGGUCUCCACCGUUCUUGGUGAACGACACAGGAACGUACGCACCGUUCGAGAUCAAAGUCCAGGCCGUCAACUCGCUCGGAGAAGGACCACCACCGGAACCAGAGAUCGGACACUCCGGAGAGGACAAACCUCAGGAGGCGCCGACCGGAGUGGAGACAACGGUGAUGAACAGCACCGUCAGAGUCAAGUGGAGCGAAGCACAGAGCGUCCGAGGGCUGCUGCUGGGAUACAAGAUCUACAUCAGGAGGUUGGGCCCCCAGGUUGGGCGGGGCCGGAGGUCUCUGGGGAAACCGCACCACGGAGACGAAAGAGGGGAGAGGCCGGACCGAGGGACGGAGAAAGACACAGCGAGCAGGGUGGUGGUCGUCCAUGGCAGGACGACGUCAAAGGAAGUGACGGGGCUGCAGCUGUUCUCCUCGUACGAGCUGUCCGUCACAGCCUUCAACAGCAAAGGGGAGGGGCCCCAGUCGCUGCCUCACCGCUUCAGCACGCCAGAGGGAGCUCCGGGUCCUCCUGCAUCACUGACGUUUAAGAGCCCGACAGAGAAAUCACUGAUUCUCUACUGGACGCCUCCGGUUGAAAUCAAUGGGAACCUGCUGGGAUACAUGGUGCAGUACCAACAAGAGGUGGAGAGCGGAGACAGUCCGCUGCAGAUGGAGUUCAUCAGUGAUUCCAAUGUGACUCACAUCGUGUUGGACCCUCUGGAUCCCAACAGCAGUUACUUCUUCAAAGUUAUAGCCCGCACCGCCACCGGUGACGGCCCGGCCAUCACCCUGAGAGGUGCCACCCUGCUCGACGGAGUUCCUCCAUCGAACGUCACCAUCGUCCAGGGCAACACAUCGCUCAACCUGAGCUGGGUCCCUGGAGAGCGAGACAGGAACCACGGCUUCCACAUCCGCUACCUCAGGAAGAGCGGUGGGUUCAACCACAGAGAGAAGAGACUCGAUGGCGAUGAGAAGCGCUCCGACAGCCAGCCGUCCAUCUGCGGGGAAAGUAAGCUGGGCAGCGACGACUCUCUGGCCGAGUACGGAGACAGCGUGGACAUCCAGUUCAACGAAGACGGCUCCUUCAUUGGCCAGUACAGUGGCCGGGGGCCCGUUCCCCAUGGAAACGAGAGCUCCGGUCCAGCCUCCCCCGUCACAGCUGCCCCGCCUCCCCCCAUUGCUCCGUCCAUGUCGAGCAUCCUCAACCGGCCCAGCUAGACACACACACAUCACACACACACACACACACACACACAUUGCCUGCAACAACACACUGAGGGACACACCACUCCUGACUCCACUGCCUGUAAUGUCUCACACACACACACACACACACACACAGUCUCAGUACAUUCCACAGGUUUAUACAGUUCAUCUGUUUACAGGAUGUGUCACCUUUUCUACUACGUUUACAAACACACACACACACACACACGCACACACACGCACACACACACACACAGACAGACAGAAGAUAUGCUCAAUCAGAUCCCUCCUCUGUACGGAGGAGAGACAGGGAGGUGGCGGACAGGAGAGGAAUAUGAAAAAAAAGGGAAAACUAAAACUAAUAACUUUUUCAUCGAUGACCAAAAUUUCAAAAAACUUGGUAGAAACAUUUAAGUCUUUUUCUGUUUCGUCAACACAUUCAGAAUUAUUUUCAAUAUAAAUGUCACCCUCUUUUAAUUUUGAUGCAUCUUCAAACUUCACCACGAUGUGUUCGUGUCAGUUUCAAGUUAUUUGUGUUGGUUUGGUGUAUAUAAGUUAGUGUGCAUGCGUCUGGGGAUGAUUUGGCUGUUUUUUGAUGUGUGCGCGGCAGAAACCUAAGAUGCAUGAUCCUCCCUGAGGCAUUUCUGAAUCCUUCUGUUGAUACUCCACAUUAAUGAGUUUAAAGAGUGACGGUCACUCUGUGCGUGUCUGUGCGAUUGUUUACUCUCCAUCCCUGACCUGCAGCGAUGAGAGAUCCGUUGCCUUAAGUGAGUCCAGUCGAUCCUCCUCUCCUUCUGUCAAUCAUCCAUCUCUCCUCACACACACUUCCUGUUCCAUCAUCCUCCCGUUUAAGAGGCAGGACCAGGAUGUUGUGGUGACACCGGGAGAUCAACGCUCUGCAGAAGGAAACUUGCAAAUGGACAAAACCACAAAACUUAAAAAACGAAAAAAAUACAAAAAACGAGGUAAAACGUUUUUGACAGAGUUUCGAGGUGCGAUCGAGAAGGUCAGAGAUGUUCCGGGUUGUGAAACCAAAAUCAGCAGGUAUACGGAGUAUUUUUUAAACCCACUAAAAAAGUAGUGAUGGACUUCUUUUCCAUCACCAGUAGAGGAGUUAGUCUUUCUGUUUCUCCUCCGCUAUCUUCAACGUCAUGAACACACUGAGGCGCCUCCCUGUGUGGAUAAAUAUGCACGUUCGCCCUGGUGAGUGAGACGUGGAAUCAUGGCGAGCGGUUUCAUUUUGUUCUCAGAUUCAAACCGUUCAGACAAACAUCACGGAAAAACCAUUUAGUUUGUAAAUGUGAUCACACACACAGAUCCACGCUCACACACACACACACAUCACAUACACACAGGGCCGGUCCUCUGUAGCAAAACCCAAUGGGACCCUCUGAAGGACAGAGGGAGGAUGGAGGAAGAGGAGGAGGAGGAAGAGGAGGAGCUGACAGAAAGAGAAUCUGACGUCUCGUUCUCUGAAUGUAAAUAGAACCUUGAGAUUGUCAUUUUUUAUUUCCAUGGCUUCUUUUAUAAGAUGAUAAAAUUGUAUGUUUUUUUUAAAUAUCUGUUGCUCUGUUUUGAUUUUGUACGACAGCGUUUCAACGCUGUAGCGUUUGUAUCAUAAAACCCCGCCCACCAUCGUCUCCUCUUAGUUCUUCCUCGUUUAGAAGCCCAGAGACAUUUAGAGUAGAACCAUAGUGAGAACCACCCCCCCCCCGCCCUUCAUCCAGUUUCUUUAUAUCGCUUAGAGAAGCAGCAGAAGAAAAUACUGCUGAUUGAAAAAGUCUCGUCAUACAUGUUAACAUUUAUUCACCGAGGCGGAGCUGUGUGAACGGACACGAGCGAGACGCCGUCUGCAGCUCUGGAUGGACCAACUCUGGAAAUCAAUCCAAACACUUUGAGGUUUUGUUAAACUGGAGCGUCGACAUUUUCUUUCAUAGUUUUUGUGUUUGAAUUUAUGUUUGGCCUCAGACUGAAGGACAGGAAACAGGAAACUGUUCAUCUUUAAACGUAAUAAUCCACAAACUUGUUGCCUUGUUAAACGUCUCCGCUGCGACACUGAUGCUCACUGUUUCUACGACUGGAAAUAAAGAUGGACGACAGGAAACCUCCCAAAGAGUGGAGACAAAACAUCUGCAGUAUAGGUCAUGAACCCCACCUCCACCAUGUUAGCAGAUGGGACAUCAAAAAAAGAAUCAAUGUUAAAAAACGGAUCAUUUCUGCUGAUGCAGAUUUUAGUCAUGAGACAUCAUGAUUGACAGCUGAGACUGACUUGUGAUUGGUCCAGCAGGACCUCAGGUGUGAUGUCACUGCUGGACGACAGCAGCGGCCAUAUCCGGGAUAUUUUGGCUCCAUUUCUGUACAGCGGGAGGAAGUGGAGAUGCGUCGUCCAUCUUUAACCACAGUCGUUGUGUGACCCUGUUUGUCUGCCUGUCUCCGUUGCAGCCUUCUUUUAUACAUAUAAACACGUUGGGGAAAAAACACAACAUAAAAACUAGUAAAAAAUAAAAAGACCAAAAAAAAGAAGAUAUAAAUUAUAACAAUACUGCUCAUGAUAACAACUGUGCUCUCAUCAGUUACGGUGACGCGGUCAGUAUUGUCGUAAGGAGCGAGGAAAUCAGUAUCACAGGAUUCAGCAGGGAGAUUACAGAGGUGGUGGGGGGGCUGCUGUGAUAUGUGUGUGUGUGUGUGUAGGAGAGGUGGAGUUCAACACACACACAUAUGUAGGGGGUUGAUGGGGGAGGGGUGUACUGCAAUAUUGAGGUGUGCUGAUGUUGUACCUGCUUGUUGCAUUGUGCGCUGUUCUAUAUCCGACAAACUAACCCCAGACUAAUAAAUAAACAUGGACUAC